This is a messenger RNA of Anolis sagrei ordinatus, 2363 nucleotides long. NCBI's taxonomy places the organism in Eukaryota, Metazoa, Chordata, Lepidosauria, Squamata, Anolidae. The record is from RefSeq and is a predicted model, not a curated record.
GGACUUUGCAUUCCAUUCCUUCCUUCCGAGGAGUUUCUCCAGAAGAGCCUCCCUGGCCCUGGGCCGCUUCCACCUGCCUUCCCUGCCUUUGAGGAAGGGGUAGGUGGGGUUUGGGGGCCUCCGAAUGGAGAAUCCCGGCCCCUCCUCUGGCCCCAAAGCUGCUGCUGCGAGUGGAGUGUCCUUCCCAGGUUUCUCUUCCUACAACGGAGGUGGCAUGAAUGGAACCAGCAAGAUGAUGGAUUUCCUAGAGGAGCCGGUUCCGGGUGUGGGGACCUACGAGGACUUCAACACCAUCGACUGGGUGCGAGAGAAGUCCCGCGACCGAGACCGGCAUCGAGAGAUUACCAGCAGAAGCAAGGAGUCCACCUGGGCCCUGAUCCACAGCGUGAGCGAUGCCUUCUCUGGGUGGCUGCUGAUGCUGCUGAUAGGACUCUCCGCAGGGGCCUUGGCUGGCCUGAUUGACAUCUCUGCCCACUGGAUGACCGACCUGAAGGAAGGCGUUUGUCUAAACCGCUUCUGGUACAACCACGAACAUUGCUGCUGGAACUCCACCGAGGUCACCUUCCAGAACCGGGACAAGUGUCCUGAGUGGAGGACCUGGACUGAGCCAUGUCCCAUGUCCCCAUUUUUCCUCCUCCUCCUCCUUCCUCCCCAGGUGAGCUACUACUUCCCCCUGAAGACACUGUGGCGCUCCUUCUUCGCUGCCUUGGUGGCCGCCUUCACCCUGCGCUCCAUCAACCCCUUUGGCAACAGCCGCCUGGUACUCUUCUACGUGGAGUUCCACACGCCGUGGCACCUCCUGGAGCUGGUGCCCUUUGUGCUGCUGGGGAUCUUCGGGGGCCUUUGGGGGGCCUUCUUCAUCCGCAGCAACAUCGCCUGGUGCCGCCGGCGCAAGACCACUCGCUUGGGCCGCUUCCCCGUGACGGAGGUGAUGGCGGUCACGGCGCUGACGGCUCUGCUGGCCUUCCCCAACGAAUACACCCGCAUGAGCACCAGUGAGCUCAUCUCCGAGCUCUUCAAUGACUGCAGCCUUCUGGAUGCCUCCCAGCUCUGCGACUACAGCAACGACUACAACAGCACCAAAGGCGGCAACCUGCCCAACCGGGCCGCUGGCAGUGGGGUCCGCACUGCCAUGUGGAAGCUAGCCCUGGCACUGCUCCUCAAAGCCUUCAUCACCAUCUUCACCUUUGGCAUGAAGGUGCCGUCGGGGCUCUUCAUUCCCAGCAUGGCAGUGGGGGCCAUUGCGGGGCGACUCCUGGGGGUCGGCGUGGAGCAGCUGGCCUACUUCCACCACGACUGGGUCAUCUUCAAGGGCUGGUGCAGCCCUGGUGCCGACUGCAUCACCCCCGGCCUCUAUGCCAUGGUCGGGGCGGCCGCCUGUCUGGGUGGCGUGACCCGCAUGACAGUCUCCCUGGUGGUCAUCAUGUUCGAGCUGACGGGCGGCCUGGAGUACAUCGUGCCCCUGAUGGCCGCCGCCAUGACCAGCAAGUGGGUAGCAGACGCUAUCGGCCGGGAGGGCAUCUACGACGCCCACAUCCGCCUGAACGGUUACCCAUUCUUGGAGGCCAAGGAGGAGUUCUCCCACAAGACGCUGGCCAUGGACGUCAUGCGGCCCCGCCGCAGCGACCCACCCCUGACCGUCCUCACCCAGGACAGCAUGGCUGUGGAGGAUGCCGAAGCCCUGGUUGCAGAAACCACCUACAGCGGAUACCCAGUGGUGGUCUCCCGGGAGUCCCAGCGCCUGGUGGGCUUCGUCCUCCGCAGAGACCUCAUCAUCUCCAUCGAAACCGCCCGGAAGAAGCAGGACGGGAUUGUGAGCAGCUCCAUCAUUUACUUCACGGACCACUCCCCGCCGCUGCCCCCCAGCUCCCCCUCCAGCCUCAAGCUCCGCAACAUCCUGGACCUCAGUCCCUUCACUGUCACGGACCAGACGCCCAUGGAGAUCGUGGUGGACAUCUUCCGGAAACUGGGCCUGCGCCAGGUCCUAGUCACGCACAAUGGGAAGCUGCUGGGGAUCAUUACCAAAAAGGACGUCUUGAAGCACAUUGCACAAAUGGCCAACCAGGACCCAGACUCCAUCCUCUUCAACUGAGCGGGGCAACAAAACACAGGCCCCUCAAGGCUUGGACUCCAGAGACUCAGAAUCCGGAGCGGCCUUUACAGCGUUUUUCCAUCUGGAGCGAACGAUAAUCAUGUUUUUGUUUUUCUACAAGAUAACGGAUUGCACUACAUAAUCUGUGGGAAAUUAACCUUCUCUUUAGAAGGAAAAAAAAUAAGACUUUUAUUAUAUCAUUCUUUGGAAGUUGGAUUGGGAAAAAUAGUCCACGAAGGAGUAAAAGAAGUGGUAUAAGUUGAAUAAUUUA